CUACUGCGUCAAGGGGCACGUAACGAGGAUGCUUGGAAUGGGGAGGAGCCGCGCGUGGCGCCUCCUGCCACGGCAGUCCGCAGCAGGACCAUUUUCCCGCUACCUCCUGCGCAGAUCAGGCCUGAAACCACAGAUUUCUGGACGGUGUUGACCAGAAGACCAAUUUCAAAGAUGGUUUUCAGAGGCACAAUAUCAGAUGCUGCAGACUUUGAUCCCACCGCUGAUGCAGAGACCCUUUAUAAUGCUAUGAAGGGUAUUGGUAGCGACAAAGAGGCGAUCCUGGACCUGGUCACCGCUCGCAGUAAUGCACAGAGGCAGGAAAUCAUCGGAGCAUAUAAAUGCAGCUUCGGAAAGGACCUGAUUGAAGAUCUGAAAUAUGAGCUCACAGGAAAGUUUGAGCGUCUCAUCGUCAGUCUGAUGAGAACUCCGGCCUACCUUGAUGCUAAGGAGAUUCAUGAUGCAGUCAAAGGAGUUGGAACAAAUGAAAGAUGCCUGAUUGAAAUCCUUGCCUCCAGAAACAACAAACAGACACAGGACAUGGUAGCAGCUUACAAGGAUGCUUAUGGCAGAGACAUGGAGGAGGACAUAAUCACAGAUACUUCAGGUCAUUUUAAGAAGAUGCUGGUUGUUCUAAUUCAGGGGACCAGAGAUGAGUCGGGGGUGGUGGAUGCAGACUUGGUGCAGCAGGAUGCACAAGACCUGUAUGAAGCUGGAGAGGCGCAGUGGGGCACCGACGAGGCCAAAUUCAUCAUGAUCCUGGGAAAUCGCAGUGUGACCCACCUCCGCAUGGUUUUUGACGAGUAUGAAAAGGUGGCAGAGAUGUCCAUCGAAGACAGCAUUAAAAAUGAACUGUCGGGAGACUUUGAGAGGCUGAUGCUGGCCGUUGUCCAGUGCAUAAGAAGUGUUCCCAUGUUCUUUGCCAAGCGCCUCUACAAGGCAAUGAAGGGUCUGGGCACAGCCGACAACACGCUAAUCCGCAUCAUGAUAUCUCGCUCGGAAAUCGACAUGUUGGACAUUCGAGAGUUCUUCCGUCUCAGAUAUGAAAAGUCGCUUUACAACAUGAUAAAGGAUGAUACAUCAGGAGAUUACAAAAGAACUCUGCUAAACCUGUGUGGAGGAGAUGAUGACUUAGCUGGAGAGUUCUUCCCUGAAGCCGCUCAGAUAGCCUACAAGAUGUGGGAAUUAAGUGCCAUGACCAAAGUGCAGCUGAGGCCUACAAUCCGGCCUGCCUCCGAUUUCGACCCUGCUGCUGAUGCACAGGCCCUGAGGAAAGCAAUGAAGGGAUUUGGAACAGAUGAAGACACAAUCAUUGACAUUGUUACACAGAGGAGCAAUGCCCAGAGGCAAGAGAUCAGACAGACCUUUAAAUCCCUUUUGGGAAGGAAUCUGAUGAAGGACCUGAAGUCUGAACUGUCCAAGAAUUUAGAAAGGCUGAUUAUCGGACUAAUGAUGACUCCAGCUGAAUUUGAUGCCAAAAUGAUGAAAAAGGCAAUAGAGGGUGCAGGGACAGAUGAACAUGCUUUAAUCGAGAUCCUGGUCACGAGGAGCAACGAGGAAAUCCAAGCCAUGAACUCUGCCUAUCAGAGCGCCUAUAAUACAUCUCUGGAGGAAGACAUUCAGUCAGACACAUCAGGUCAUUUCUGUCGCAUCCUUGUUUCUCUCGUGCAGGGUGCAAGAGAAGAGGGUCAAGCUGAUUUGGAAAGAGCCGAUGCAGAUGCUCAGGAACUUGCAAAUGCGUGCAAUGGAGAGUCUGAUGACAUGGAGAUGAAAUUCAUGAGCAUUUUGUGCACUAGGAGCUUCCCCCAUCUUAGGAGAGUGUUCCAGGAGUUUGUCAGACACACCAACAAGGACAUUGAACAGAUAAUUAAGAAGGAAAUGUCAGGCGAUGUGAAACAUGCUUUUUAUGCUAUAGUGCGGAGUGUGAAGAACCAACCUUCUUAUUUUGCUGACCGUUUGUACAAAGCCAUGAAGGGCCUUGGAACGGACGACAGAGCGCUGAUCCGGAUCAUGGUGUCCCGUAGCGAGAUUGACCUUUUCAACAUUCGCAAAGAAUUCAAGGAAGCCCAUGACGUCUCCCUUCACGAAUUCAUCCAGGUAGAGACCAUGAUUGGUGACACGUCAGGAGACUACCGUAAAACCCUGCUAAUUCUCUGCGGAGGGGAAGAUUAAAGCUGUCACGCCUCUGAUGCAUUGCUCACAGACUUCAGUGACCACAAGACAAGCCUGUACACAGUCAAAACAAUGGUGGUUAAUGUCAGUAUCUGUUGCCAGUGUUCCCAAUUGCUGCCACUCCUCAGCCAAAUCAAGUCCUCCACUUACUGACAACUCCCCAGCACUGCAAGCCAGUUCUCUGCCUUCAUGUCUAAUAUACAAGAAUAUUGUUUUUUAUUUUUUAAACAAUGUGACAUGACUUUAGGCUUCAUGUAGUACUGUGCUCACGCUGUGCCUUUCAAUUUUUGCAUGUUAGGAAAUUAGUGACAUUUUUCAAAUAUCUAAUAAACCUGACCUGAAUUUAAAAAUAUA
Molecule: messenger RNA, 2523 nt
Organism: Oryzias latipes (Japanese medaka)
Lineage: Eukaryota; Metazoa; Chordata; Actinopteri; Beloniformes; Adrianichthyidae
Gene: anxa6
Product: annexin A6
Biological process (GO): calcium ion transport; apoptotic signaling pathway; mitochondrial calcium ion homeostasis
Cellular component (GO): nucleus; cytoplasm; vesicle membrane
Molecular function (GO): calcium-dependent phospholipid binding; calcium ion binding; phosphatidylserine binding
Source: RefSeq, a predicted model, not a curated record